This is a messenger RNA of Mesorhabditis belari, 588 nucleotides long. Lineage: Eukaryota; Metazoa; Nematoda; Chromadorea; Rhabditida; Rhabditidae. The record is from the annotation of a GenBank genome assembly.
AUGCUUUCAAAACUGAAAGAUGACACCUUCACGAUCGUUGCCGCUUUCGUUGUCGGCUUUUUGCAAUUGUCAAUCUUUUUUGGGUACAACGUGAUGGGAUUCACAGUGGAGUCGGUGAUGCACAGCGUGAAAACGAGAUGCCCGGAUUGUAUUCCGGAUUUUGCUGGAUAUUAUGGCCAAUGUCUCGUUUAUGCCGUCUACACGUUUUCGAAUUUCUUUGCCCCGGGCAUCCUCCAUUCAAUCGGCAUCCGAAAGACAUUGAUCAUCGCCACCGUGUGUUUUCUCAUCUAUACAGCAUCUUUUCUUUACAUUCACAAGUUUCUCUAUUUCCCUGCAUCGGCACUAGGAGGAUUUGGGCUUUCUUUAUACUAUUUGGGUGCUGGUACUUAUUCAGCGAAACACUCGACCAAUUCGACUUUCUCGCGAAAUCAAGCAAUCUAUUGGACGGUGGCUCAAUUUUGCUGGUUUCCUGUUGGUAUGCUGAUGAUCGUCACGAAUAAAUUCAACGAGGAAAUUGGAGUAGAUGGCAUAGUAAGAAAACGAUCCGACUUUUUACCCGUUUUCUACUCAAAACUUACUCAAUUGCCG